UUGGAGAAGGCUGUGAGGUCUGAGGUCGCAGCCACACCGCAGAUCUGACCGAGUGGAUUCCCUCUUCACACGCACAGGGAUGCACAUUGUCCCCAUCCCAUCCGGUCCAAUAGCCGCCGCGCACUGGUGGGCGUCUUUUCACACAAACUGGGCUGAAUCGGCUGCACAGUGACAGACAGACAGAAAGACAGACAGGCGCGUUGGAAAUGACUUCAGACAAAAUGCAGAGGAAACCUGUCCGGCUCAUAGCGGCGGCUUGUAAUAACCUGGGGAUCGGAAAGGAUGGACAGCUGCCUUGGCGUUUACCGUCUGAGUUCCAGUUCUUUCUGAGCAACGUCACGCGAGUGUCCCGGCCAGGAAAGAUGAACUUGCUGGUGUGGGGCAGGCUGUGCUGGUACUCCUGCCCACACUGUUUGUUCCCGAUGAAAAACACCCUGCAUGCAGUUCUGAGUAAGACACUGAGCGCUGCUCCUGAUCAUGCCCACUUCCUCUGUCGGGACUUUGAGAGCAGCGUCCCCCUCGCCGCGCUGCCUCCGCUGGCUGACGUGAUAGAGACCAUCUGGGUGGUUGGUGGGUCUCGGGUGUACGAGGAGGGGCUGAAGCAUCCUUGGUGCGACUUGGUCUACCUGACAGACAUCAUGGCUGACUUUGACUGCGACGUUUUCUUCCCUCAGUUUGAUAGAAAAGUCUUUAAAAUCCAAGACAGGUUUCCUGGUGUACCGAGUGAAAUCCAGGAGGAGAACGGCAUCAAGUACAAAUUCCAAGUUUUCAAGAGGGAGAUUUGUGACGAAGAGAAGGAGACAAACUGAGGAAAUCAUGAAGCGGCUACAGAAAACUGUCUGCACGUGUUCCUCCGGUGCCGUCUGCAUCCAAAAUGUUCUGCAGAAUCGGCUCCCAGUCAGACUGCAGAGACUUGAACCGGAACCCGCGAUGUGGUGUGACUGCACGAAUGCCACGGCUGUUGGUUUUAAAUUAAUGUUGAAGACCAAGUUUACACAUUAAUGCAGUCAUGUGACAUUUUAACCAGUGGAAGUGACAUUUGAAACACUGUGAGCAACAGCUGGCCAGUUGUAUGGUUGUUUUGCUGUAUUUUCCCAUUCUCUGCCAUUCGAUGGGAUACUGCAGCCUUCAUUUAUCAGCCUCUGCACUUCUUCUGUUCUUCCUGAGGGCUCAGACAUGCAGUUACAUCGCAAACAGCCCGUUUGCCAGACACACACACACACACACACACAUAAACACACACACGCACAGGACCACACACACUCCCUGCUGUCACCUUGUCCCCUGUCAGUUUUUCCAUCUUGUUCCCCUCUUCAGUGAUAUUGUGCCUGGACCAAAAACCAAUAUGCCUCUCAGUGAGGCAGCGAGCCGCUUGCGUCAGCGCUUGAUUCAUCCUCGCUGGGGGCAUCGCUGGGGGAUCUGUGCCUCUCUAAACCCUCACAACAGCACCGGGUUACAGACUGAAGGGUGAAUUACAGCUGUGGUUCGCCCACUGAGGCCGGAUAAUGGAGUGGAGCCGCAUUAAUUAACAGCCGAGUCCUUUACCAUGAGGGAUAUAUCAUCGCUGAGACGGGCUGAUGGAAAAAUGUUGCAUGAUGUCAUGUGGAGGACCAAAGUCUUAUGCUGUGAAUAAAAAGGCUGUCA
Myripristis murdjan (pinecone soldierfish) is the source of this 1644-nucleotide messenger RNA. RefSeq names its product dihydrofolate reductase. The transcript is spliced from 6 exons. The record is from RefSeq and is a predicted model, not a curated record. The coding region runs from base 207 to 809 and encodes 200 amino acids. Gene Ontology annotation, biological process: tetrahydrofolate biosynthetic process; dihydrofolate metabolic process; folic acid metabolic process. Gene Ontology annotation, molecular function: dihydrofolate reductase activity; NADP binding. Gene Ontology annotation, cellular component: mitochondrion. Lineage: Eukaryota; Metazoa; Chordata; Actinopteri; Holocentriformes; Holocentridae.